Ostertagia ostertagi is the source of this 612-nucleotide messenger RNA. The record is from the annotation of a GenBank genome assembly. Lineage: Eukaryota; Metazoa; Nematoda; Chromadorea; Rhabditida; Trichostrongylidae.
AUGGACGCCUCGUAUCCAUCACUUUCCCUGCUGUCGUUGCAGCAAGAGUGCUCCAUUAGUGUUAGUGAGGUUGCCCUUUUACAGCUUGUUCGUGAUGCGUUCGAUCAAACAAAUUGUGUUGUAAAGACCAAAGCAUCGGACGUCGAUCUUGUCACGGAAACGGAUCAAGCAGUUGAGAAGUUGCUAAUUGAAGGGCUUUCAAAAGCAUUUCCGGAUCACAAGUUCAUUGGCGAGGAGUCGACAGCUAACGGCGCCACUAUUGAAUAUACUAAUGCACCCACUUGGAUUAUCGAUCCGAUUGAUGGUACGACAAAUUUUGUUCAUAGGAUUCCUCUCGUUGCCAUAUGUGUGGGCUUAGCGAUCAAUAAGGAGCUCAGAGCAGGAAUCGUAUACAAUCCGAUAUCGAGAGAGUUGUUUUUUGCACAGGUCGGCUGUGGAGCAUUCAAAAAUGGAUUCCCAAUUCACGUGUCCAGCACGACUGCUCUCAACCGUUCACUGAUAACGGCGUCGCUAGCGAUCCAUAAUAAUACUUUUUUUGGUGGAAGUUGGUUGGACAUAGCUCAAGGCAAUAUGCGACGCCAAGUUGAAGCCGGUAUCAGGGGGUGGGUGAUU